AUGGCGAAUCAGUUUGUCCUUGUAUGGAGCCUAUUGCUGACGGCUCUCACGGUCUGCUGUCUCACCUCGGCCUCUGAUCCUUCUCCUCUCCAGGACUUCUGCGUCGCAGAUUCCAACAGCCAAGGUAUUUACAGGAUCAAAAUGAAUGGCUUCGCUUGCAAGAAUCCUACGACAGUCCGGGCAAACGAUUUUUCCUUCAGCGGCCUCCACAUUCCUGGGAACACAGCCAAUGCCGUUGGUUCUGCUGUCACAUCUGCCACGGUGACUCAAAUUCCUGGUCUCAAUACCUUAGGCAUCUCAAUGGUGCGCGUCGACUAUGCUCCUUGGGGUAUCAACCCUCCUCACACUCAUCCGCGAGGCACCGAGAUUCUCACGGUUAUCAAAGGCACUUUGGAAGUUGGAUUCGUCACAUCGAACCCUGAUAAUCGACUUAUCUCCAAGAUUCUUCGGAAGGGUGACGUGUUUGUCUUCCCAAUUGGGUUGAUUCAUUUCCAGCGGAACGUUGGGCAUGGAAAUGCCGUAGCGAUUGCCGCAUUGAGCAGCCAGAAUCCUGGAGUGAUCACUGUUGCUAACUCCGUCUUUGGAUCGAAGCCUGACAUUUCAGCUGACAUUCUUGCUAAGGCGUUUCAGUUGGACGAGAGCAUCGUGCGAAAACUGCAAUGGACGUUCUAG
Molecule: messenger RNA, 672 nt
Organism: Linum tenue
Lineage: Eukaryota; Viridiplantae; Streptophyta; Magnoliopsida; Malpighiales; Linaceae
Source: the annotation of a GenBank genome assembly